AUGAAUGGGUAGCCGGAAGCAGGAAGUGAGUGAGGGAGUGAGGGAGAGAAGCAGCUGGUGCAGACACGAUGGCGGACCCCCAGUACAUCCUCCCCAAUGACAUCGGCGUGGCCAGCCUCGACUGCCGGGAGGCCUUUGGCCUGCUGUCCCCCACGGAGCGGCUCUACGCGCACCAUCUGUCCCGGGCCGCCUGGUACGGGGGCCUGGUCGUCUUACUGCAGACGUCCCCCGAGGCCCCCCACAUCUACGCUCUCCUAAGCCGCCUCUUCCGGGCUCAGGACCCCGAGCAGCUCAAAGAGUGCGCCCUGAAGGAGGGGCUCACGGAGGACGAAUACCAGGCUUUCCUGGUCUACACUGCGGGGAUCUACGCCAACAUGGGGAACUACAAGUCUUUCGGAGACACCAAGUUUGUUCCCAACUUGCCUAAGGAAAAGCUGGAACGGUUAGUGCUGGGGAGCCGAGCUGCGCAGGAGCACCCAGAAGAGGUGGGGGGGCUCUGGCAGGUCUGUGGGGAUCUCAUGUUCUCCCUGGAGCCCCAGCAGCGCCACCUGGGCCUGGGAAACGAGGGCACCACCACAUAUUUCUCUGAGAACUGUACCUUGGAAGAUGCCAAGCUGGCACAGAGCUUCUUGGAUUCGCAGAACCUCAGUGCCUACAACACCAGGCUGUUCAAGGGGGUGGAUGCAGAUGGGAAACCGUGCUUUGAGGUGCGCCUGGCCUCUAUCCUCCGAGAAGAGACCACCCCAGACUCCGACAUGACGCCAAAACUGAAGAGCUACGAGUUUGAGGGCUGCCAGUUCCAGGUGACCCGGGGAGACUACUCCCCUCUCCUGCAGAAAGUGGUGCAGCACCUGGAGAAAGCCAAGGCCUACGCAGCCAACGGCCUCCAGGAGCACAUGCUGAGCCAGUACAUCGAGAGCUUCACGCAGGGCUCCAUCGAUGCCCACAAGAAGGGCUCCAGAUACUGGAUUCAAGACAAGGGCCCCAUUGUGGAGAGCUACAUCGGCUUCAUCGAGAGUUACCGAGACCCCUUCGGCUCCCGCGGAGAGUUUGAAGGGUUUGUAGCCGUGGUGAACAAGUCCAUGAGCGCCAAGUUUGAGCGGCUGGUGGAGAGUGCGGAGCAGCUGCUGAAGGAGCUGCCCUGGCCCCCGGCCUUCGAGAAGGACAAGUUCCUGACCCCGGACUUCACCUCGUUGGAUGUGCUCACCUUCGCGGGCUCCGGGAUCCCAGCUGGCAUCAACAUCCCCAACUAUGACGACCUUCGCCAGAAGGACGGCUUCAAGAACGUGUCUCUGGGCAACGUGCUCGCCGUGGCCUACGCCACCCAGCGCGAGAAGCUCACCUUCCUGGAAGAGGAGGACAAGGACCUCUACAUCCGCUGGAAGGGGCCGUCCUUCGAAGUCCAGGUGGGGCUGCACGAGCUGCUGGGCCAUGGCAGCGGGAAGCUCUUUGUGCAGGAUGAGAAGGGAGCGUUCAACUUUGACCAGAACACUGUGAUCAACCCAGAAACGGGGGAGCAGAUCAGGAGCUGGUACCGGAGCGGUGAGACCUGGGACAGCAAAUUCAGCACCAUCGCCUCCAGUUACGAGGAGUGCCGGGCUGAGAGCGUGGGGCUCUACCUCUGCCUCCACCCCCGAGUCCUGGAGAUCUUUGGGCUGGAUGGUCCUGAGGCGGAGGACGUGGUCUACGUGAACUGGCUGAACAUGGUGCGGGCCGGGCUGCUGGGCCUGGAAUUCUACACUCCCGAGACGUCCAGCUGGAGACAGGCGCACAUGCAGGCCCGCUUUGUGAUCCUGAGGGUCCUGCUGGAGGCCGGGGAGGGCCUGGUCACGGUGGUUCCCACCACCGGCUCCGACGGGCGGCCGGAUGCCCGGGUCCGCUUGGAUAGGCACAAGAUCCGCUCGGUUGGCAAGCCUGCCCUGGAACGGUUCCUGCGGCGACUCCAGGUGCUGAAAUCGACAGGCGACGUGGCCGCCGGGCGGGCGCUCUACCAGGGCUACUCCGCGGUCACCGACGCUGCCCCUGAAAACUUCCUCGCCCUGCGCGAGACGGUGCUGCUGCGCAAGGAGGCCCGCAAGCUCAUCGUGCAGCCCAACACCUGCCUGGAAGGCUCCCAGGUGCAGCUCCUGGAGUACGAUGCCUCGGCCGCCGGCCUCAUCCGCUCCUUCUCCGAGCGCUUCCCCGAGGAUGGGCCCUUGCUGGAGGACGUGCUCACAGGGCUGGCCAAGGCCGACGCCCACUUCUGGAGGAACCCCACCGUGGUCGCGGCCCCCCGGGCCUGAAGAAGCUCGGCUCCAUCCACCCCGUGCCCUCCUCCCUCGGGGCCCUCCCUUGCUCUGCCGGAGGGAUGGGGCCUUUGUGCCCGGUGGGGCCGGGCCUUCGCCUCCUUCCGCCUCCACCCGAGGUCAGCCAGAAGGGCCUGCAGGAGCCCGUCUCGGACGCACCACCUGUCCAGGAUCUGGGCCCAGCCUCCCCUCUCAGAGGCAGCUUCCUCUUCUGUCCGGGAUGCUUCCAUCCUGCCUGCCUACCUCUCACAGGGUUGUUGUGAGGAAAGUGGUUUCUAACCUUUAAAGAGCUAGCCAAACGGGA
This is a messenger RNA of Sarcophilus harrisii (Tasmanian devil), 2589 nucleotides long. RefSeq names its product dipeptidyl peptidase 3 (gene DPP3). Gene Ontology annotation, biological process: proteolysis. Gene Ontology annotation, molecular function: dipeptidyl-peptidase activity; metalloexopeptidase activity. Gene Ontology annotation, cellular component: cytoplasm. Bases 69 to 2282 code for a protein of 737 amino acids. The record is from RefSeq and is a predicted model, not a curated record. The transcript is spliced from 18 exons. Lineage: Eukaryota; Metazoa; Chordata; Mammalia; Dasyuromorphia; Dasyuridae.